Messenger RNA from Vidua chalybeata, 2608 nucleotides. RefSeq names its product interleukin 4 induced 1 (gene IL4I1). The transcript is spliced from 7 exons. The record is from RefSeq and is a predicted model, not a curated record. NCBI's taxonomy places the organism in Eukaryota, Metazoa, Chordata, Aves, Passeriformes, Viduidae. Gene Ontology annotation, molecular function: L-amino-acid oxidase activity; polyamine oxidase activity. The coding region runs from base 1 to 1572 and encodes 523 amino acids. Gene Ontology annotation, biological process: amino acid catabolic process.
AUGACUGGGACUGCCCUCUUCCAAAUCCUCCUGCUCGCCGGUCUCCUGAGCGCCACGCGGUUCCCGUGCUUCCCCGAGUAUUGUCUCCGUGACCGGGACUACGAGGAGCUGCUGAAGAUCGCCCGGGACGGGCUGGAGCCCGCGGCUCACCCGGCGCACGUGGUCGUGGUGGGCGCGGGGAUCGGCGGGCUGACGGCAGCCAAGCUGCUCCGGGACGCUGGGCACACGGUUACCGUUCUGGAGAGGAGCAGCUGGGUCGGGGGGCGGAUCCGGACGUACCGGCCUGAGGGACAGGACUGGUACGUGGAGCUGGGACCCAUGCGCCUGCCAGGCAAGCACAGGCUUGUCCGUGAAUUCAUCCGCCAGUUCAACCUGAAGCUGAACCCUUUCAUCCAGAGGGACAACAACACCUGGUACUUCCUGAGGGGUGCUCGGGUCAGGGCUGAGGAGGUGGACAGGAACCCUGACGUCCUGAAUUACACCGUGGAGCCGUCGGAGCGGGGCAAGAGCAGCGUCCAACUGUACCGGGAGGUCCUGAGCAAGGCUCUUAAGAAGUUCCAGACCACUGAUUGCAGGAAGUACCUGGCUCAACACGACUCCUUCUCCACCAAGGAAUAUUUGAUCAAGGUGGGGGGGCUGAGCCGAGGAGCUGUUGACAUGAUUGGUGACUUGCUGAACGAGGACUCGGGGUUUUACCUCUCCUUCCUCGCCUCGCUGUGGGACUUCGACGUCUUCUCCGAUGAGAGUUUUGAUGAAAUCACCGGGGGGUUUGACCAGCUGCCCAGAGCCUUCCACGAGGCGCUGCCCGACGUCGUCCGCUUCAACUGCACCGUGGAGAAGGUCAUGACGAAGGGCGGCAAAGUCCGAGUGUUCUACCGUGCUCCGGACACGCUCGCCCCGAGCGUCGUCGCUGCGGAUUACGUCCUGGUCACCUCCAGUGCCAAGGCCACCAGGCACAUCCAGUUCCUCCCGCCGCUGUCCCCCGCCAAGGCCCACGCCCUGCGCUCCGUCAACUACGCGAGCGCCUCCAAAAUCAUCCUGGCGUGCUCCGAGAAGUUCUGGGAGAAGGACGGGAUCUGCGGGGGCUACUCCGUCACCGACCGCCCCUCCCGCUUCAUCUACUACCCCAGCCACAACUUCUCCAGUGGGGUGGGCGUCAUCCUGGCUUCCUACACCUGGAACAGCGACGCCGAGUUCUUCCUGCCCCUCACGGACGACAAGUGCCUGGAUGUGGUGCUCCAAGACCUGGCGGACAUCCACCAGGUGAGCAAGGAGUACCUGCAGUACACCUGUGACCGGCACGUCAUCCAGAAGUGGCAGCUGGACCGACACUCCCUGGGGGCUUUCGCUGCCUUCACCCCCUACCAGUUCGUGGACUACUCGCAGGCGCUGUUCGCCCACGAGGGCCGGCUCCACUUCGCCGGGGAGCACACGGCCCAGCCCCACGCCUGGAUCGACACCGCCAUGAAGUCGGCCAUCAGGGCCGCCGGCAACAUCCACCACGAGAGCGGCGAAGCCGCGGCGCCGGACGGCGAGCGGCCUGGGAGGCCCGCGCGGAGGGAAGAGCUCUGAGCUCUGUGCGAAUCCCGGUCCUUUCCGAGGAAAAGCAGCGGAAUUCCUCGGCAGCGAGAGGCGGCCAAUCCGCGGGCGUCCCGAAAGCGGGGGUUAAAAGCGUGGCGGGGAGACGAGGGGAGCACUGAAAUCGUGAAUCCGAAUUAUAAAUGCUUGAUGGGGGUGGGAGGGGAGCGCUAAAAACGGACAGGGGUUAUUGUAGAAGGUUGAAUCUGCAGCCCAAUAAUAGAGGACGAUGAAAAUUUGGGUCGGAAAGUAAAGUAACGCAGACUGAUGAGGGUGUAAUGCAAAUGUCUCAAAACAAUAUUUAGGUGUGAGGCUUGAUAACAGAGAACACAAGCCUCUGGAAUUGCAUAUUCUCGUAUUUUAUAAAGUGUUGCACUUCCCUUGAUUGCAUCAGAUUUGCCGUAAACAUCAGGAUUAAUAUUUUCAGCAAGUACUCUGCUAUGUAAAAUCAGUUUUACUUUCUAUACUCAGAAAAUGUUCAAUAUGCAGUUCAAUUCUUUCACAUUUCCAUUUUUAAGUUCAUUAAACUCAUUCCAAGUAAUUAUAGCUCAGCUCUGCGUGCGGAAGACAAAAUCUGGCAAAUAAUUUUAGUUUGAAAAUCGUAUCUAUUUUUCCAGUGGUAUUUCCGGUGCUAGCUUAAGGAAACUCACACACACACACACACACACUCUGCAGUUCCCCCUUGUCCACCGCUGUAAUUCCCAGCUUAUUUGCAUGCCAGGCGCUUCAGGGGAUGACUAAGAAGGAAAAAUAAAGGCGGGAAUUUGUGGUUUCCUUGUGUGUGAGGGCGGCGUCAUCGCGUAAAAAUGGUGUCGCCACGCUCCAGCCCUUGGGGAAGUCGCCGCUCUCAGUUCCUCCAGCCCAGAAUCUGAGAGAGAACCCGGCGCUCCCUCACCAUCCUCUCCUUUGAGUGGUCCAACACAACCAGUUAAUUAACCAGUGCUAAUUCUUGCCCGGUAAUUUUGCCGUUCCCCACGGCGCCAGUCAGGAUGCGAUCCCGGCCUCUUCGACCUGUGGCCAAUGCCGAGUU